Messenger RNA from Klebsormidium nitens, 3372 nucleotides. The record is from the annotation of a GenBank genome assembly. Lineage: Eukaryota; Viridiplantae; Streptophyta; Klebsormidiophyceae; Klebsormidiales; Klebsormidiaceae.
CACAGCGAAGCGCACCUGGGCCUCAGACUCAGAGUCACAGUCAAGACUUUGAAGCUCGUCCAUGAAACAGAAACUUCAACGAAAGACAACAGUCACAAUCUGAAGAGUAGCUAAGGAGGCAACAGCCUGCACUGACAAACAUGCUGCGCUUUGGGACCUAAUUGAGCUUCAAGUUCCUACCUACUAUCCUCCGCGUGCAAUUGUGCUUUGAACUGAAGGUUCAGAGCUCCGCUUCACAGCUUCAUAGCUUGGUCACAUUGGUGGUAGUCUGCAUGGGACGCCUUGCAGAAACUUAUGUAUCCUGCAGCAAGUAGAGAGCUUGGCAAAUAGCGGGCUCUAGUGCUUGGACUCAUUCAAUUCCGCAUAAAUUCCUCGCCUCUGAAAUAACAAGAGCUUUUCAAACCCGAUAUAGAUGGCAUCGAGCGGCAGUGGUACCAAGGAUGUGCGAAAGUCGCCCUCAAAGGAGCAGCGGGACAAGUGGCGGGAAGGAGUUCCUUAUCUUGUCCAACUAUACUUUGAGAGGUGGGGGAGCAAUGACCCUUUGGCUGUUACUGAUAAAUCUGGCCUUGAGAAGCUGAUAGAGAGAAAUUGGCGGAAAUGUGGUGCAGGGGAGGGGUGCAGGUGCGAGGAGAUUUGUGAGCACCUCCUGUGGCCAUCUUCGUGUCCUAUCAGUUACGCCCAUAGUGUGGCAGAAUGCGCAAUAGAUCCCGACGAGAAGACGAGGUACCAGAAGAUCUUCUUGGAUGCUGUGGAUGCGCUCCAGAAUGGGGAAGCAAUUGGGCAAGGAUCCAACAACUAUGUCCAGGAUGGUGCAUGCCCCUUGCAAAAGGUGCACAGCGAGCUACUUGUCAAGAUGCCUCGGCACAGGAAAAGAAAGGGGGAUAGUCUUGCCGAGUCAAACCCCAGAAGAGAAAGGACACGGGGAUCGGCAGAGGGCUUGCCGGAAUGCUCGCCAGGUGGGAGCUCUGAGCAGAACCCUGGAGCCAGUAGUGUGCGGUCGACAGGGAUCCUCAGCAUACCCUCCAGCAGAGCAGAGUUGCCUUCGGGUCUGCCGUCAAACCCAUGCCCUGAAGCAACGGUCAGGCACUCGGUUAAGAUGGCGGUGUUGAGUGCAUUGUGGGACCCCAGCAAGGACGCCAGAUAUGUUAUCAUGAACCAGUUCUGCGAGCUGGGAGAUCCGCGGGCAAACUGCAAGUUGCGGGAGGCUCUGCGAAGCUGGGACUUGGAUGGGGUCCUAACUCCCAACGACCAGAGCAGCCCGGAGCGUCAGAUCAUGUAUCUUCUCUGGGACUGCAAAGACAAAGACGAGAAGCGCGGCUGUACAAGUUGGGACCUUGUAGCGAACAAGGUUGUCAACCCGACGGAGGCCAAGGCUAAAAGUCACGACAUAGCGCUGGGUGUGCUCGAUGCCUUUGAGCCCCUCUCACCUAAAGAACUGCGGCCUGAUGAUGCCAUGGGCCAGCUUGUUCCCCAUGGGAGAUCUGGGGAGCCGGACUCGUGGGGAGGUUCGUUUGGCGGGGGAGGAAACCUUUCAGAGCAGAGCUCCGGCAGUUUCUUCUUUGACGUGCUUGGCAGUGGCUCUUUCCAACCGCCCGGGUCUACAGAGGGUUAUUCGGCGGCAUUGAGCUCGUCAGUGCCGGGAGCCGUGCUUGACAGUGCGGACGUGGGGAGUGUGAGUGGGAAGUCCGUCGUGCUUGACGGUGAGCAACAGGGGGCUUCCAAAUCAGGGGAAGACAUUCUGGCGCAUGGUUCGGCUGUCCCGGGAGAGUUCCCCAGAGGAAACUUCUCUGAGAAGCACCUACAGGCCCCCCUGUCGAGACAAGCAUCUGAGGAGGGCGGGAGGUACGAUGGAGCAAGAACCGAGAGGACAGACAAGGAUGCCGAUCGCGGCCACGGAUCAUCGGAGCAGGCAGUUUGCGAGAAGCAACUCACUUUUUGCGCAGCGGGGACCAAGCCCUCUCCAUCUACGUGUAACUCCUGCACCGGUGUCAGUGGAUCCGGAGUAGCUGAUUCUUCCCUGGUUCGCUGUAGCGACGGCGUAGAGUUAGGCAUCCCGGCACUUGCAGAGGAGAAGGGGGCGCCACAGACUGCGAUGAGUAUUAGCAGCGCUGCUUCCCGGACCACCACCUCCGACGUCCUACAUGACGGAAAAGAUGGUGCAGCAGGUUUCCGAACCGGGAACGGCGCCCAGAGUGAUGGAAGCCCUGGCUCGAGAGCGUCCCCGCCGUCAUCCCAGGGAAAUCACUGCGGACGCCUCGGCUCGCAGGCCAAUGCCAGCGUCGAGACCCGGACAGUCUCGGCAAACCAUACCGAGCCCCAAAAGGGGAACACAUUUGAGCGUCCAGAGACGAUCACCGGCGGGCCGCUGGUUCGUCAAAGCCGCGAUGCUGAGCGAGUGUGUACGAGCAAAGCAGUGCAAAGAAAGGCAAGUGGGCAAAGUCCAAUUAGGAGCGGACAGGCGGAGGCACGCUUCGACCGCACCGGACUGGCAGAAGUGCUCACGAAGCUAGAACUCUCCAAAGAGACGACACCCAGACUAACGCCCGAGGAGCCCGAGACGGAGCGGCAGCUGCGCAGGCACGAUUGCAAGGUUCGCGCGCUGUCUCCUAGCAGACUGGCGGAGGCGGAGGCGGAGCGCGCGUACGCACUCGCCGUGCACCAGAAGCGCGAGCUCACGCACACGGUCGAGCAGGAGGAUCCCGAUCAGGAGCGUGCGGCGGAGGAAGUUGCGGAGAAGGGACGCCAGGAGCGGGUCGCAGUGCAGCAGCAGGCGGCAGAGCACGAGGAGGCACAAAACCCGGCGCACGCUGAUCUAAGCAACGCGGAGCUGUCCAAGAACAGUCCAGCAGCUCGGGACCAGAUUAUCAAGGCUCUUUUGAGAGGGCCCAUCGCUGUCGUUGAGCCAGCCACGGGCAACCUGAAAAGCGCGGAAGAGAUUUUCCCUGGAGGCGUCAGCAACAACGCAUCCCUGUACUGUGUGGCAGUUGGUCUGUACAACGGACUUAACGCAUACCUCUGCAGUGACGCCUCAACCAACCAAGAGUUCAAAAAGCCCGCCCAAGACAUGAACCGGAAAGGUCUUUGGGAGGCGAUCGAUUGCUUCUUCACGCUAGUCGCUGCCAGCCCUGCGCGGUGCACUGCGGUGAAGGCGUACCUGGACGGGUACUUCGACACCCCGCGGACUGCCUGCGACGCGCGCGUCAACACCGCGACGCACGCGCAGCUCGAGGCGUGCUUCGCUCACAUGCUGGGCGCUGUCAAGAGGGCCGAGCAGGAGGAGCUCACGAAUGAGCGUGCGGCGCAGGAGGUUGCGAAGAAGGAGCUCCAGGAGCGGGUUGCGGAGCUGCAGCAGGCGGCAAAGUACUAUAAGGU